GACUGUGUACCAAUCUGGCACAUAGAUGGCACAUGUGGAUGGGAGCCCUUGAUAUUGUCACUUUGACCUGCCCCAGAAUAGCCCUAACCUCUAACUGUGGCAGGCUACGUCCUACUCAGCCUCCCUGGGCUCCCCAUUGCUACCUGUUAUUUGGCUGGAAGAAGUGGGUGUGGUACCACCUUGCAGGGGACUGAUGGUGCCCUGUGCUGGGCCAGGCUUAUUGUGGCAGCUGCGGCCCAGUGAUGUGGAGGUGGAGCUUCUGGCACACACCCGGCAAGUGGUGAGCCAUGAUCUGGAGAAGGAGACUGGGAUGCACACAGGCUGGAUCCAGAAUGGCGGUCUCUUCAUCGCCUCUAACCGGCAGCGCUUAGAUGAGUACAAGAGGCUUAUGUCGCUAGGCAAGGCCUAUGGUGUGGAGUCCCAUGUGCUGAGCCCAGCAGAGACCAAGGAUCUGUAUCCACUGAUGAAUGUGGAUGACCUCUAUGGGACCCUGUAUGUGCCACAGGAUGGUACCAUGGACCCCGCUGGCACCUGCACUACCCUCACCAGGGCAGCAGUGGCUCGAGGAGCUCAG
Messenger RNA from Cricetulus griseus (Chinese hamster), 574 nucleotides. The record is from RefSeq and is a predicted model, not a curated record. Lineage: Eukaryota; Metazoa; Chordata; Mammalia; Rodentia; Cricetidae.